UAAAAUCUUCCCAAGCUUCUCCAUCCAAAAUCUUCCAACGCGAGGAAGAUGAAACUGAGUCUUUUUUCUGCUGUCCUAGCCCUGCUUCUGGGCCUCUCAGUUCAACACAACCCCCUGGUGAGACCACAUGACGAAGUUGUGAAGACCAAGGAGCCCUUCCGUUUGGAUAUAACUUCAAAAAUUCUGGAGACAAAUAAAGGCAGCAACCAAAUUCUGGUGGAAGGUGAUGUCGUUCUCUCAAAGAAGAGGAAUGCCAUGAAAUGCUGGAGCAGCUACUGCAAAUGGGAAAAAUCCUACAAUGGACUGGUUGAAGUGCCCUACACCCUCAGUGAUUACUUUUAUGACAGUGAAAAAGCCUUAAUUGUAAAAGCUAUGGAAUCCUUCCAAAAGAAAACCUGCAUUCGCUUUGUUCCUUAUCAUGGCCAGUCUGACUACCUCAGCAUUGAGAGUCAUCUUGGGUGCUGGUCUACUAUUGGUAAAGAUGGAGGGCAGCAGGUUGUUUCUCUGUCCGUAUAUGGCUGUCUCGAUCAUGGGGUCAUUCAGCACGAGCUCCUCCACGCACUUGGCUUCCACCAUGAGCAUACUAGGAGUGACAGGGACCAGUAUGUCAGGAUCAACUGGGAAAAUAUCCCAGAUGCAAAUGUCUUUGACUUCCACAAAAUGGACACCAACAACCUGAACACACCAUAUGACUAUUCCUCCAUUAUGCAUUAUGGAAGGACUUACUUUUCAUCAACGUUUGGAGCAGAUACCAUUACUCCAAUUCCGGAUUCCUCUGUGCCAAUUGGACAACGUGUUGACAUGUCUGAUAUUGAUAUCCUCAGGAUCAAUAGGUUAUAUGAAUGCAACAUUUGAAAGAAAAGAAGUACAACUGCAUCACAAGAUACUGUGUCUCCAAAUCUUCAUGAGUGGAAAUGUGUGUAAACAUAUGAUUGAUUCAUUUAUAUAAAUAUCCUACCAAUUAAAUAACUAUUGAUAUAAAAAUGAUGUGUUCUUGACCUUUUACAACACCUACAACAUCUUAAUCGUGACUGAU
Larimichthys crocea (large yellow croaker) is the source of this 1036-nucleotide messenger RNA. Its product is annotated as high choriolytic enzyme 1-like. The transcript has 9 exons. Gene Ontology annotation, biological process: proteolysis. Gene Ontology annotation, molecular function: metalloendopeptidase activity; zinc ion binding. Lineage: Eukaryota; Metazoa; Chordata; Actinopteri; Sciaenidae. Bases 49 to 855 code for a protein of 268 amino acids. The record is from RefSeq and is a predicted model, not a curated record.